AUGACCAUUCUGCGAGCAGUGGUACGCCGUCAUCUUGCCUCAGGGCUAGCAAGCCACGAUUUGUGUGAUUCCAUGGGCUUUGAGUUGGAGUGGUUUGUCUUUUCCUUCUUGCACAAGGAUGGCAUCCCUUGGAUUCCUAGUGAAUUCUCAAAGUCACAGCCCGAUGACAGCGAAGGUGACCGGGAAGGAUCGUCAAAAUUUACCUUUGAAAUGGAAACAAAUGAAACAGAAAUUGUGAAGGGCUCAGCUUCAAGUGCCGAACAAAGAGAGUCUGUUACUCCAUCGUUUCUAGAGAUCUCAACAUUAGAAAGUCCACAGGGAGUUCUUGACUUAAGACGCCAUCUGGGCGAAUUGAGCAAGUGGAAGGGUUCAGCCUUCAAAGAAGCACUAGCUGUCGCAAAGGCUGUUGAGAAAACCAUGAAUUUUAUUAUGCCGUCUUUCGAUCGAAAACAGUCGGUGAAUGAAUUUGUUUGGUCAAUUAAAGUUAACUACAAUCGGAGAUUAGACGGAAAUAUCAACGAUGAUACUGCCGAGUAUGUCAGGAUGGUUGUCAAGUACUCUCCGAACAAUGGUUGGACAGCGCCCGUGGAUGAGAUAGCUGCCGUACUCUCGCUUUGGCUCUAUUCUAUGAGAGAGGUACACGAUCCUGACCCCAAUCACACGAGCUACGACUUUCCCUCUGGCAACGAUCGUUGGAUACGUGGUAGUCCAGCUCAACAACAACGAUGUCUGCAAGUUCUCGGACCAUUGGAGGAUGUUUUACUGCGAGAUCUUAAAUGGUGGAUGCCUAAAGGCCUUGACGGAAUUCUCGCCGCCCGGGUUAAAGAUCCAAACGUCGACAACAAUGACGAGUUUCCUUAUACCGUCAAGAGGGAGCGAGUGGCACACAGCGGUCAAAGGUGGCCUAGAGGAGAACGAAAUGAGAAGGCAUUGACUGAGAGUCUUUCGUACUGGAAUUGGAAAAUAGCAGAGGACCUUGGUAACCAUAAUGACGGCGUUACAUAA
This is a messenger RNA of Fusarium pseudograminearum CS3096, 1005 nucleotides long. RefSeq lists its product as uncharacterized. The record is from RefSeq and is a predicted model, not a curated record. Lineage: Eukaryota; Fungi; Ascomycota; Sordariomycetes; Hypocreales; Nectriaceae. Bases 1 to 1005 code for a protein of 334 amino acids. The transcript has a single exon.